AUGGAGAAAAAAAAGAAAAUUAUUGACAUUUUAUCUGGAAGUCACAGUGAAGAUGGAACUAUGUUCCUCCCUAUUUAUGGCCUUGGAGGAAUGGGAAAGAGUACCUUGGCACAACUUGUUUUCAACGACACUGAAUUCAAAAGGAGGUAUCAGCAUCAUGUAUGGGUUUAUGUUUCUGAGGUAUUUGAUUUGAAGAAAAUAGGUACAUCUAUAAUUUCACAGCUACCAAGAGUUGGAUAUCAACAAAAUUUGGAUGAUCUGCAGAAUAUACAACUGUGCCUAGAUAAAUUGCUUCCUGGCAAGAAUAUUUUGAUUGUUUUAGAUGAUAUAUGGCCGAAUGAAGUUUUGGAGUUGAAUAAACUGAAAACAAUGCUUGAAAUAGAUAACAAAGACAGCAUGCUACAUGUCAUUGUAACCACACGUAGUGAAUCCAUUGCAAACAAGAUUUGCGCCAAAAAGGCAUACAAGCUACAACCUUUAGAUGAUAAUUUAUGUUGGGAUAUCAUAAAGAGUUGCAGUGGCUUCGAAGAUACAAGCAAUAAUGGGGAACUAGAAUGUAUAGGAUUGGAAAUUGCAAAGAAAUGUGGAGGUGUAGCAUUAGCAGCUCAAGCAAUUGGAUACACAUUAGGAUCAAAAGAUUUGGAUGAAUGGUCAAAAAUAAACAACAGUGAUAUCUGGAAUGAAUCUUUUGGAGUUGAUGUUCCACAACAUAUGAAAGUGCUUUCUUCCUUGAUGUUAAGCUAUGAAAGGUUGCCGCCAAUCUUGAUGUUAUGCUUCUCCUAUUGUGCCAUAUUCCCAAAAGGCUAUGAUAUCUUUGAAGAUGAUUUGAUUCACCAAUGGGUUGCUCUUGAUUUUAUUAAGAAGCCCUCAGAAGGCAAGGAAUAUAUUAAGCAACUUCUGGGAAUGUCCUUCCUUCAAGAUUCGAAGUUACUCUCGGCGUCUAUGAGAGGGGUGCGGUACACCAUGCACGACCUAGUGCACGACCUGGCCACAUCAGUCCUCGCUGACGAACUAACUACGGUUGACGCUUCACACAAGAGUAGCAGCAACACAAGAGAGCAGAAAUACUGUCGUUUGACUGAGCUCUACAUGAUUGGUUGUUCUGGAAUUACUGGUCUUCCAGAAUCAUUUGGUGGAUUGAAAAGUUUGACACAUCUCGACAUGAGAUAUUGUUCUGGAAUUACUGGCCUUCAAGAAUCAUUUGGUGGAUUGAAAAGUUUGAAACACCUUGACAUAGAAGGUUGUUCUGGAAUUACUAGCCUUACAGAAUCAUUCGGUGGAUUGAAAAGUUUGAAACAACUCCAGAUGGAAGGUUGUUCUGGAAUUACUGGUCUUCCAGAAUCAUUUGGUGGAUUGAAAAGUUUGACACAUCUCGACAUGAGAGAUUGUUCUGGAAUUACUUGCCUUCCAGAAUCAUUUGGUGGAUUGAAAAAUUUGACACAUCUCAACAUGAUAGAUUGUUCUGGAAUUACUGGCCUUCCAAAAUCAUUCGGUGGAUUGAAAAGUUUAACAAUUCUCGACAUGAAAUGUUGUUCUAGAAUUACUGGUCUUCUACAAUCAUUCGGUGGAUUGGAAAGUUUGACACAUCUCUACAUGAAAAGUUGUUCUGGAAUUACUGGCCUUCCAGAGUCAUUCGGUGGAUUGAAAAGUUUGAAACACCUCCACAUGGAAGAUUGUUUUGGAAUUACUGGUCUUCCAGAAUCAUUUGGUGGAUUGAAAAGUUUGACACAUCUCGACAUGAGAAGUUGUUCUGGAAUUACUAGCCUUCCAGAAUCAUUUGGUGUAUUGAAAACUUUGACUGAGCUCUACAUGAUUGGUUGUUCUGGAAUUACUGGUCUUCCAUAA
Molecule: messenger RNA, 1845 nt
Organism: Panicum virgatum (switchgrass)
Lineage: Eukaryota; Viridiplantae; Streptophyta; Magnoliopsida; Poales; Poaceae
Product: disease resistance protein RGA2-like
Exons: 3
Coding region: 1-1845 (614 amino acids)
Biological process (GO): defense response to fungus
Molecular function (GO): ADP binding
Source: RefSeq, a predicted model, not a curated record